ACGAACGUGCGGGCGGCGCUGCGCGGUGCCGGGUUCAUGUGUCUGUUACGUCACGAUCGAUAUCUUGUACAAUCGAGUGCAUUAUUGCAGUGUCUGUGUAGAACAGUGUUUGCUUAAUUUCAAGCUAAGAAAAAUACCGGCAAUGAUUGAUUUUUCUAUUAAAAGGAUUUUAUAGAUUCGGUUACUGCAGUCUGAGAGCUGAACUGUAUAAUGGGUGCCCCAGCUUGGGGAUCCCGCGGUGGCGGCGGAGACCGACCGCGGCUGUUACGCAUGACGCCACUGCGCCACAGCUUUGCAGCCCCCGCCUCGCCUCCCGCGCCGCCUCCGCGCACACACGACUACGCCUCCGACGCCGAUACCAACAAAAAAGAGGAAGGAUGGAAUGCCAACCUCUCGCAGAGAUGGCGAAAACUGCGACGCCGCUGUUCUCGCUUACGCCCAGGCUCCGGUAACCGAGAGCCAAGCCCCGUGCGCUGUUCACCAUCACCCCCCAGGCCACCCCAACAUUGCUCUCCAGCACCACCUUCAAAGCUAUCUUUUAGGCAUCGUGGAAAAGUCUACACUACAGCCUCACUUCGUGUAACAAGCGGUGCCCCUGACUUGCUUCGAGCAUUGGGUAAGCUGGGUGGUGGUCUAAGGAGGCGAGCACUAUCUGCCCACGACGUCCUAGCUCCACCGCAGCAACAACCCUCUACUUUUUACGUUCCUAGUCCUACAGUAACACGACACCCUCCGUCGCCUUCUCCUCCGAGACAAUCGGCUACGGUUCGAAGGCGUUGUAGUUCGCCAAACGUUUAUCGAGCAAGUAAAGACUCUGUUGCCCAAAGAGAUCGCACGCCACUCAUUACACAAGAAGAUGAAAGUCGAGAUGUGGUCGACUAUAAUUAUGUUCCUGAUAGAAGGAAAAAUAGUUCUGAUGGCCGAAGCCGACGUCCGUACAGUGAAAAUGUAGAGUUAGAUGUACCGUACAGAAAUGGAUAUAAUCGGCUUCCAUGUGAAGUACCAGAUUAUGGAAGUACAGACAGUUCACAACGAGCCAGCACAGUUAAUAGUGGAAACGUGAUAAAACUCUUCUACUUUUACGCUGAAAGAUUUGAAUUCCAAUCACAAACUCAAUACGAUCAAAAAUCGAACCAAAACAAGCUUUGA
Molecule: messenger RNA, 1149 nt
Organism: Trichoplusia ni (cabbage looper)
Lineage: Eukaryota; Metazoa; Arthropoda; Insecta; Lepidoptera; Noctuidae
Product: serine/arginine repetitive matrix protein 1-like
Exons: 3
Coding region: 211-1149 (312 amino acids)
Source: RefSeq, a predicted model, not a curated record